UAUCUUUGGCACACUGUACAAACAGAUGGGCCAGAGAACACCCUAGAAAGCUCAGAUUCAUUUGUACUUCUUUACAGAGACCCCUAAGAGUGAAAUUAUCAAAAGCAGUUGGGAAUUCAUCAGAUAGACGGCACGAUCUGUCACAACAAUUUACUUUUAGUCCUGAUAUCUCAACAUAAAUCUGUGCUGCUGUCAUGGCUUUCCUCACUAACGUCACCAUCCUGCUGGUCCUGGCUUGUAUUUCUCACCAGCUGAUAUUGGGCAGCUGUCAAAAGAGCCACGGACGGAAGGGACGAAGGGUUGACAGAGGAUAUGACAGAGACCGAUCAGGGCUGAAGGGAGGCCGCCAACCCAAAUCUGUCUCUGUGCAGCCGAUAAAGGGCAAACUGACCACCAAAGACAAGUCAGAGUGCACUUGGGCUGCAACUGGCGACGAUCUCUUCAUACUCGGUGUCAUCUGCAAUAAGGGGGACAGGAGCUUCAGUUGUGAGUAUGUCGCCCGGCCAUCUGUUUGUCCACAAUAUGUCUCCAAUGUUAAACUUUACUGGAAGCAAAUCUCAAGAGCACUUAAGAAGCAAAGGACUUUGUGCCAAGACAGCAGUGCAUUGGUAAAAGCCGGUAUGUGCAGAAAGGCUGCAAUAGAUGCUCACUUCAAACUCCAUAAAGCACAGACAAAGACUGUCCCUCAUUUCACUCCACUAGCUGCAGCCAAAGCUGUCAAAUCCUGUCAACCUGGGAACAAGAAGCUGGCAGAAGAAUACUGCAGUGACUCCUGGUCAAAUGUUUGCACGUUCCUGUUUACUAUGAUCAAAGAUUAUGAUUGCUGAAGGAGAAAAAAGCUAAGAACUAUGGUAAAUGUAUCACUUUAUAUUCACAUUAAUCCUUACCUUUUACUUGACUAAUUAUGCAGGCUUACUUUAUUUACUCAUGGCUCAUGUUGUAUUUUUCUAGUAUUUGUACAAACUCUGAGACUGUUAAUUUUCAUGUCAAUAAAUGUCUUUCUUUCAAUUAUU
Molecule: messenger RNA, 1013 nt
Organism: Sphaeramia orbicularis (orbiculate cardinalfish)
Lineage: Eukaryota; Metazoa; Chordata; Actinopteri; Kurtiformes; Apogonidae
Gene: fgfbp1a
Product: fibroblast growth factor binding protein 1a
Exons: 2
Coding region: 195-827 (210 amino acids)
Biological process (GO): cell-cell signaling
Molecular function (GO): growth factor binding
Source: RefSeq, a predicted model, not a curated record